Cryptomeria japonica (Japanese cedar) is the source of this 1360-nucleotide messenger RNA. RefSeq lists its product as uncharacterized. Lineage: Eukaryota; Viridiplantae; Streptophyta; Pinopsida; Cupressales; Cupressaceae. The transcript is spliced from 8 exons. The coding region runs from base 265 to 954 and encodes 229 amino acids. Gene Ontology annotation, biological process: ribosomal large subunit biogenesis; rRNA processing; ribosomal large subunit assembly. The record is from RefSeq and is a predicted model, not a curated record. Gene Ontology annotation, cellular component: preribosome, large subunit precursor; nucleolus. Gene Ontology annotation, molecular function: RNA binding.
AACCACCAUGACAACUUUUCGGCUGCAAACUUUCAAAUAUUUGUCUAAAACCCUAAUUUUAAAAAUAUCAGGCCGCUUGUGUUCCUAUUAUUAUUAUUUCUUGCCCGUAAACCCUUAAAAUCGAAUCCUUACAUUCUGCGGCAUUUUUUUGACCUCAUAGAUUGGACAGCUUUCUUUUUUAGUUGAUCACAAGCCCUGGAAAGCAAAUCUCAGCUUCGGCGGAAUCUCCUAUAUUUGUAGAUUGCACAGUUUUGAGUAUCAAACAUGCCAAAGUCUAAGCGUAACAAAGUCGUUACACUUUCCAAAACUAAAAGGAAGGGAAGGGAACAUAAGGAGUCAAUAAUAAGUGCUGUGAGACAGGCUGUGGAAGAUUACAUUUCGUUGUAUGUCUUCUCAUUCGAAAACAUGCGGAAUUUAAAAUUUAAAGAGCUCAGAGAGCAAUUGAAGAGCAGCAGCAGGUUCUUUCUGGGAUCAAACAAAGUGUUGCAGAUUGCACUGGGUCGCACAGCCGCCGAUGAAGUCAAAGAUGAUAUUCAUAAGGCUAGUGCGGUGCUACAUGGUGACUGCGGUUUAUUCUUCACCAAUUUACCAAAGGAAGAAGUUAUGAGAAUUUUUAAAAGUAUUGAAGAACAUGAUUUUGCAAGAACUGGUACACCUGCAACAGAAACGGUUGAGUUGAAGGAAGGUCCUUUGGAACAGUUUACACAUGAGAUGGAACCAUUUUUGCGGAAGCAGGGCAUGCCAGUUCGAUUAAAUAAAGGUGUGAUAGAACUAGUAGCAGACUAUGUAAUUUGUCGUGAAGGAGAGCCAAUAUCACCUGAAGCAUCUCGUAUACUGCGUCUAAUAGGAGUUCAAAUGGCUGCAUUCCGCCUUUACCUUAUAUGUCGAUGGGUACCUGGUGAAUUUGAAGUUUUCAAAAAUCCCGGCGUUGAAAAUCCCUUGGAUGGUGCAUAAUAGGUACAUGUCAAACAUUUGCAAGUUUCAAGAGGCUUAUUCUUGAGUCAUGUUUGAAGCCCCUUUGACAUGUAAUACCAGUCUGAGAAUGGAGGGUUUUUGAGAGUUAUCUGUAUUCUCCUCAGAGUUACUUUUGUAUCUUGGUUUGUAAUAUAGAGGGUUGUAUUCCUCAGCUGUUGAUGAGUUGAUAAUCGCUAAAGUUUUGGGGAUGUAUUAGAGUUUAAAUUCUGAGCUUCAAUAAAACCUGGAAAGUUUCUUUAACAAAAAAUGGUUGGGUAAUGACAAUUAUAAAAUUAUUUCUGAAAGGAGAGCCUUUACAGUUUUGCCAUGGAUCUGUUUGACUAGCACUUGUAUUCGAAGAGUGAAAUAAUGGUAAACCAGGGCAUCACUCUGGAGAUUGUGUUCA